Biomphalaria glabrata is the source of this 593-nucleotide messenger RNA. RefSeq names its product very low-density lipoprotein receptor-like. The record is from RefSeq and is a predicted model, not a curated record. The coding region runs from base 80 to 400 and encodes 106 amino acids. Lineage: Eukaryota; Metazoa; Mollusca; Gastropoda; Planorbidae. Gene Ontology annotation, molecular function: protein binding. The transcript has 4 exons.
AAGUUCACAUAUCUUUUACAAUACAUUUUAACCUAACCGCCGAUUCUCAUUACUCUAAGACGUUCUAUUCAUAGCAACGAUGUCUCUCAAAUUGUCUGCCCUUGUUCUUUUUGUUGUAGCAGUUGUGGUGGCCAAUUCUCUGAGUCUUAAAAAGCGAGCAGCUUCCACCUGUGCUCCUGGACAAUUCACUUGCAGAAAUGGAGUCUGUCUAAAGAAUGCUUAUGUGUGUGACACAGAAGACGACUGUGGCGAUAAUUCAGACGAAGUUGGAUGUCCCACUGACUGUAGCGGCAACCAUCAAUUCAAAUGCGCCAACAACAGAUGUAUUCCACACGAGUUCUGGUGCGAUGGAGAUGAUGACUGUGGGGAUAAAUCGGAUGAAGCUCACUGCCCACACUAACUGACCAAAAACGAAUGGAGCUACUUAAUGACGUAGAAAAAUGAAUGCUAGAUCUAGUAUUUUUUGAUGCGAUCAUCACUGUUCCAUUGACGAACUUGGAUAUCAGUGUGUUUGACAACCUGUACAUUCAAACUAUAUUUUUUACAUUUUGUUUUACUUGUGAUGUUGAAUUAAAAAAAUAUUCAAAACCCAA